Messenger RNA from Fusarium graminearum PH-1, 1455 nucleotides. RefSeq names its product pyruvate dehydrogenase E1 component subunit beta. Gene Ontology annotation, molecular function: pyruvate dehydrogenase (acetyl-transferring) activity. Lineage: Eukaryota; Fungi; Ascomycota; Sordariomycetes; Hypocreales; Nectriaceae. The transcript has 2 exons. The coding region runs from base 1 to 1161 and encodes 386 amino acids. Gene Ontology annotation, biological process: pyruvate decarboxylation to acetyl-CoA. The record is from RefSeq and is a predicted model, not a curated record.
AUGUCUCGCAUUCUUCGACCCGCAGCUCGCCUCGCUGCUUCGACUCGAGCUAUCCGCGCUCCCGUUGCUCCUUCGGUUGCUCAGUCUGCCAUCUCCCGCGCUGCUCUUGCGCGACCCGUUGUUUUCGGUUCCGCCCAGACCCGAUCCUACGCCGACAACAGCUCCGGCGUCAAGGAGUACACCGUCCGAGAUGCGCUCAAUGAGGCUCUCGCUGAGGAGCUCGACCAGAACGAGAAAGUUUUCAUCCUCGGAGAAGAGGUUGCCCAAUACAACGGUGCCUACAAGGUGACCAAGGGUCUCCUCGACCGCUUCGGCGACAAGCGUGUCAUCGACACUCCCAUCACCGAGUCCGGUUUCUGUGGUCUCGCCGUCGGUGCUGCCCUCAGUGGUCUUCACCCCGUUUGUGAGUUUAUGACCUUCAACUUUGCCAUGCAGGCUAUCGAUCAGGUUAUCAACUCUGCUGCCAAGACCCUCUACAUGUCUGGUGGCAUCCAGCCCUGUAACAUCACAUUCCGUGGUCCCAACGGUUUUGCUGCUGGUGUUGCUGCUCAGCACUCCCAGGACUACUCCGCCUGGUACGGCAGCAUUCCCGGUCUCAAGGUCGUUUCUCCCUGGAGCGCCGAGGAUGCCAAGGGUCUCUUGAAGGCCGCCAUCCGUGACCCUAACCCUGUCGUUGUUCUCGAGAACGAGUUGAUGUAUGGUCAGAGCUUCCCCAUGUCCGAGGCUGCCCAGAAGGACGACUUCGUUAUUCCCUUCGGCAAGGCCAAGAUUGAGCGAUCCGGCAAGGACUUGACCAUCGUGUCCCUCAGCCGCACUGUCGGCCAGUCUUUGAUUGCCGCUGAGAACCUCAAGAAGAAGUACGGCGUUGAGGCCGAGGUUAUCAACCUGCGAUCCAUCAAGCCUCUUGAUGUUGAGACCAUCAUCCAGUCCGUUAAGAAGACACACCGUCUUCUAUCCGUCGAGUCUGGCUACCCUGCCUUCGGUGUCGGAUCCGAGAUCCUUGCCCUGACAAUGGAGUACGGUUUCGACUAUCUCGAUGCCCCCGCUGCUCGAGUCACUGGCGCUGAGGUCCCUACUCCUUAUGCUCAGAAGCUCGAGGAGAUGUCCUUCCCUACUGAGAAGUUGAUUGAGGACUACGCUGCCAAGGUCCUUCGCCUGUAAGAAAAAAAAGGAGAGCGAAAUGAGUGCUGAGAAAGAAUCCGGUCCAUCUGCUUGCACACAUCAGGACAGCGCCCAUGUUAAUGUGCCCAGCGUGGCAGUGCAUGUCCUACGCUGCUCGUUGUAAUAAUCGGGAUUGAGACACAGAUGAAAAUCUGGUCCAAUUGGCGUAUUUGAUGGACACUACCUUUGAUAGACGUGCGGAAGGAAAGGAAAUGUAAUUUUAUCGCGUGUUGCCAUGUAUGUUAAGGGCACGGCACCCGUCUUAUUAAUGAUCUACCAAUUCAUGUAUGUGCU